CACAGGUGCGCGGGUGCCAUGACGACUGCGUUGCACGAGCCCCCUCCUUCCCCUGGCCUGGAGGCACGGAGCGGCGGGCGGCUGAGCCCGGCGGGCAGCAGCGCUGCGCGGGAGCCAGUCAGCCCGAGGGGAGGGAAACCGGCCAGGGCCUGGGGCUUGGGAGCGCACGCCCCCUUCCCGCCUCUAACCGGACCGACCGGACCAGCGGAGAGUGGAGGCAGGGGCGCAGCCCACAACCAAGUGCCCGGGACCGUCCCUCCGCCCGCUGGCCCGAAGGGGCCCGCUGCCUCCCGCCAUCGGAGACCGCCGGAGCCCGCAACAGGGGGCAGCAUGGAGGGCACUGACAAGACACUGAGGACACUGCCACCAACAAGACAGAGAAGAUCCUUGCUUUGCAUAUGCUGUCAAGCAUGGGGAAAAAGACAAUCAAUCUAGAAACAAACAAACUAUUGACAGAUUGACGAACAUAAACCAGAUGCUGUGGGAAGACAACAUUUAUGCUGAGAGCUAAAGGAAGGGACGAGCAAAGACCCUGGGGUUGGAAGAAACAGGAGUGUGUGAGGAGCUAAGCAGAUGGCAAAGUGACCAGAGCAUAAUGCGCAAAGGGGUGAGGUCAGAGAGAUGUCAACAGGGAUCAGACCAUGAAGUGUUUUGGAGGCCUCGGAAAGGAGCAUGGAUUGUAUUUAAAAUGCAAUGAGGGUGGGGAGGCUGAGGCAGGUGGAUCACCUGUGGUCAGGAGUUUGAGACUAGCCUGG
Molecule: messenger RNA, 755 nt
Organism: Macaca mulatta (Rhesus monkey)
Lineage: Eukaryota; Metazoa; Chordata; Mammalia; Primates; Cercopithecidae
Source: RefSeq, a predicted model, not a curated record